ACUUGGGAAGACGAACCUUUCAGAGCGUCUGAAGCUAACCAACUGCUCUGACAUCAGUGGACCUCCAACUUCUGUCUUGUGUCAGCAGUGUAUCAAGGCUGGAUGUGGAUGGAACAUAAACACCUGUUCAUGGUCUAAUGAAGGAGUGGAUAAUGACAGUGUUUGUCAGAAGUUGGAGCCUGGGAUGAACUUUUCUAAGCCAGAAAUCUCCUCCAUCUCUCCCAGUGUUGUGUCUUUCUACGGUAGAAACCAUGCCUUGUUGUCAGGUCAGAACCUCAUUAAUGUGACCAGAGUGAGGAUCCAGACAGACCUGGACUGUACUCCACAAGAAUCUCCUGUAUGGAACAAGACUGGUGUGAGUCUGACGUUCCACAUUCCCACUACAGAAAAGAAAGGUUUUGUCAAAGCAUGUGUUCUACUGCCAGAUGGCAGUUGCCACGGCAACGCUUUAAUCACCUAUCGAUCAACACCAUCCUGCACUGACAUUGUACCAAGCAGCACUUGGGCCAGUGGGAAGAGGAAGGUCACACUCAUGGGGUCCCACUUGGAGUUUGUGGAAGGAAUCACACACAGCCACGGACAGACGGAAGUCCAACUUCCCACAACCAGCAGCAGUCAGAAACUCUCCUACGACACACCUGCAGCUUUAAACCCUCAGACGACUUCUAGCAGCACUGUGUAUUUGAAAGUAGCCAAUCAAUCCUUGGCCUGCUCCACAAAAAUAACUUACUAUCCAGACCCUGUAUGA
This is a messenger RNA of Mugil cephalus (flathead mullet), 748 nucleotides long. RefSeq names its product plexin-C1. Lineage: Eukaryota; Metazoa; Chordata; Actinopteri; Mugiliformes; Mugilidae. The transcript is spliced from 8 exons. The coding region runs from base 185 to 748 and encodes 187 amino acids. The record is from RefSeq and is a predicted model, not a curated record.